AUUUAAGAUGCAAUCUCUGUGGUUCUCCUGGCUCUGGGUUCUCUUACUGAGCUACCAAGUGACGGCAAAUCCUGUUCCCAGGAACCCGAAGGUGGCCACCGAGUUUAUUAUCCUUCACAACAAUGAUAUGCAUGCUAGAUUCGAACAAACUAGUGUAAACAGUGGCAUUUGUUCCCCCGAGGAUGCACAUACAAAUAAAUGCUACGGAGGAUUCGCAAGAGUGGCCUAUGAGGUUCGUAAGUAUCGCAAGGAGGCUAAGGAGGGCGGUACAUCCGUACUAUAUCUGAAUGCUGGAGAUACCUACACGGGCACGGCCUGGUUUACCAUUUUCAAGGACAAAAUAGCAAGUGCCUUCCUCAACAAACUAGAGCCAGAUGCUAUAUCCUUAGGUAACCAUGAGUUCGAUGAGAGGGUCGAGGGUCUGAUACCCUUCCUUAAUGAGGUCAACUUCCCAGUAUUGGCCUGUAACUUGGAUCUGAGUAAAGUGCCCGAACUUAAGGCCACAAGGCACUUGGCCCACUCUACCAUCCUGGAGGCAAAUGGCACCAAGAUCGGUGUGAUUGGUUAUUUGACGCCCGACACCAAGAAACUUACACUUCAUAUGGAUGUGGACUUUAACGAGGAAGUAGAGUCUAUCAAUAUUGAAGCUAAAAAACUGAAAGCUCAGGGCAUUAAAAUCAUUAUAGCCUUGGGCCACUCCGGCUAUGCAAAAGAUCAGGAGAUAGCUGAAAAGUGUCCGGAUGUGGAUAUUGUAAUUGGUGGCCACACCAACACUUUUCUGUACUCCGGUCCCCAGCCAGAUGUGGAUCACAUUGAUGGUCCUUAUCCCACAGUAAUUAAGCAAAAGAGCGGGAAGGAGGUGCCAGUGGUACAAGCCUAUGCUUAUACCAAGUAUCUAGGAAAGAUUCAUGUUCAGUUUGAUGCCGAAGGUAACCUCAUUGAAUGGGAUGGUUCUCCUAUUCUGCUGAAUGCCUCAGUGGCUCAGGAGCAGGAUCUGCUUGAGUUGCUGGAGGUCUAUCGUCCCAAUGUCACUGCCUUGGAAAAGGACAUCAGAGGUUAUACCAGGGUUCACUUGGAGGGACGUAAACAGAUUUGCCGGGCUAGGGAGUGCAACUUGGGAAACCUGGUGACCGACGCUAUGGUAUUCAGCCGAAUGGUGGACGAUCAGGGCGGCGAUUUCUGGACUGAUGCCGCCAUUUCUUUGAUGCAGGGAGGAGGUAUUCGCAGCUCCAUUGAAAAACGAUCGGAUGGAUCUAUAACCGACAAUGAUAUUCUUUCUGUUCUGCCCUGGGCAAAUAAGCUCUACAUGACUCCCAUGACGGGCAAAUCGAUUCGACAGGCUCUUGAGCAUGGAGCCAGUUUGAUGGGCAAGGAUUCGGAUGGUGGUUUCCUCCAAGUCUCCGGGAUACAUGUGGUUAUAGAUGCUAGAAAGCCCGAGGGCCAGCGGGUGGUCUCCGUCCAGGUGCGAUGUGCCGCCUGUAGUAUUCCGUCCUACAGCGAUCUUAACGAUACUGCCAGCUAUAAUGUAAUUGUUGGCGAGUUUCUGUUGGACGGCGGUGAUGGUCACAAAAUCAAGGAUGGAGUUCAUAAGCCGGUGCGCCUGACAAGAAACGACAAGGAAGCUGUUACAUUUUAUUUACAGGAGCAGAAGUAUGUUUAUCCAGAGAUCGAGGGUCGCAUCAUCGUGUUGAGUUCGCCUUCGAGUGGGCAAGGAAUCUUUGGAUCGUUUUUCCUUCUAUGCAUUUCGUCCUUAUUGAUGCGAUUGCUUAGCUAAGAUUGCCAAAUCCAACUUAAGUUAGAUGCUAAUUAUUUGCCUUAAACCAGAUCAGCAUUCAAAGAAGUAAUUUUCCACCAAAAAUAUGUUCUAUAGAACAACAAAAUAUCGAUAAAGAAAUAUAGAAAAUAAUAAAAUUGUUAA
Messenger RNA from Drosophila bipectinata, 1918 nucleotides. Its product is annotated as protein 5NUC. Gene Ontology annotation, cellular component: plasma membrane. Gene Ontology annotation, molecular function: 5'-nucleotidase activity; nucleotide binding; metal ion binding. Lineage: Eukaryota; Metazoa; Arthropoda; Insecta; Diptera; Drosophilidae. Gene Ontology annotation, biological process: AMP catabolic process. The record is from RefSeq and is a predicted model, not a curated record.